AUGAGCAAGUUAGACAGAGUUAAACAUUUGACCUUGGAGGACGUUCCUAAAGCUGCUAGGACCCUCCAGGAAUCGUUUGCUAAGGACUCAUUGGCCCGUCUCCUUACAUGUCACGUCAAAGAUCCUAGGCAGAAGUAUGAGUUGGAUAUCCUCUUGUACGAGGCUUAUCUUAGACAGCACAUCGCUAAAGGCAUCUGCCUUGGCAUCGGAGAGCUGGAGGAGAACUUUGAAACGGUAGCCAUUUGGUCUAUCCCUUCCUCGAUCGACGAUGGUAUAGAGAGCUUCCACACGUUGAUGGCGGCAGGUUAUGGCAAAUUGUGGGAAAAAGCAGGACCUGAGGGUCAGCAGAAGAUCUUUGAGGGCAUGUUGCCUCUUUUGCACGAUACCAGCGCUAAGAUCUUGGCUACGGAUAAGAGAUUCAAGAACAAAGGUGUCUAUACUUUGGUGUAUUUGGGCUCCGUUGCUAGUGCUAGAGGCAAAGGUAACGUGAGAACAAUUUUCGAGUACAUGUUCAAAAACUACAUCGACACCCCCAACUCCAACAACAUUGCAUACUUGGAAAGUUCCUCUCCGGACAAUAUUCCAAUUUAUAACAAGUUCGGGUUUCACUUCUAUAAAGAUAUUACUUUGGGGGACAAGGAUAAACUAGACGCCGUCGAAGGCGACGAUUACGCUGUUAUGAAUGUCAUGAUCAGGGGCUCUUUUGGACAAGACUGGACGGGCUCAGCCACCCCUGACUCUUUACACAAAUUAUAG
Candidozyma auris is the source of this 756-nucleotide messenger RNA. RefSeq lists its product as uncharacterized. Bases 1 to 756 code for a protein of 251 amino acids. The transcript has a single exon. Lineage: Eukaryota; Fungi; Ascomycota; Pichiomycetes; Serinales; Metschnikowiaceae. The record is from RefSeq and is a predicted model, not a curated record.